AAAAAUAAUUAAUGGUGAUUAAAAAGACAGCUAAAAAAAAUAAGGUCUUGCGUACCUCUUAAGGAGUUCUAAAAUAAUCAAAUAAGAAAGUUGGUUUUAUUAGUGCAACUGCAUUAACUUAAUAACCAGGAAAGCUAUUAAGAAGAUUAGGAGAAAAGAAGAAAGGAAUGAGAGAAUUAAGAAGAAUAAAGAGAGAUACUUAAAAAUAAACAAGAAAGACAAAGGAUAAAUAGAAAGAUUAAUUAGAAGAGUAAGAUGAUAUACUGGAAUUGCCAAAUACAUUUAUAAUCGAUUAAGUGAAAAUUUCAGCUGAAGAUGAAUAAAUAUUAUCUUAAUUUAUGGUUGGAAAUGAUACAAAAACAACUUAAAUUAUAGAAGAUUUUUAGAAAGGAUUGUAAGAAGAUGAAUAAAAGAAACAUCAUGAGAGUAUAAUGAAUAAUCCAAAAGUAGUUUGUGUAUAUGAAAAGUAAAAAUGAAUAGAAAUAAUGUAGUGUUGCAGAAUUAAUGAAAACUUAUAGAUCUGGUAAACUUCCAUAACCAUUCCAUCUCAUUCCUAAACUAGAACAUUGGAAAUAAGUUUUUGAAUUAACUAAACCUUAAGAAUGGUCACCUUAAGCAAUCUUUGCAGCUACUAAAAUAUUUUCAUCAGCUUUAGAUAGAUAACAAACUGAAUAUCUAUAUUCCACUGUUAUAUUACCUGCAGUUAGAUUAAGCAUUUAAUAAGAUAAACGAUUAAAUGUUCAUUUAUAUAAUGCAUUAAUCAAAGCUAUGUAUAAACCAUAAGCAUGGUUCAGAUCAAUAUUAUUUCCAUUAUGUUUAGAAAAAGAUUUUACAUUAAAAGAAGCAUAAAUUAUAGGAAGCAUUAUUCAUAAAGUAAUAUUAUUAUUUAAAAUAUUAUAGCUACAUAUUCCACCUAUUCAUGGUUCAAUAGCAAUUUUUAAAGUUGCAUAGUUAGAUUUUACAGGUCCAGUUGCUGUAAUUUUGAAAGUGUUAAUUGAAAAGAAAUUUUCUUUACCAGAGAGAGUAUAAUAUCUUUAUUAUUUUAGGCAUUAGAUGAAGUAAUUAAAUAUUUUAUGAAAUAUGAAAAUGAUUCAAGAGAAAUGCCAGUUAUUUGGCAUUAAAUGAUUUUAAGAGUUUGUGAAUUAUAUCAACUUAAAUAAGAUCAUAAAGAUUAAUUAAAAAAAUUGAUAAAUAAAAAGAAGCAUCAUUUAAUUACAAAAGAGAUUUCAAAAUAAUUAAUAAAAGGUACUAAAAUGGAUGUAGAAAAAUGA
Paramecium sonneborni is the source of this 1271-nucleotide messenger RNA. Lineage: Eukaryota; Ciliophora; Oligohymenophorea; Peniculida; Parameciidae. The record is from the annotation of a GenBank genome assembly.